CAGCUCAUUUACCUGGGGACUUGUAUGAUACUUCCACAUGUUUGUUUUUUAAUUAAUGACCGCUAAAACAUCCAUACAGUCCAAAUACAUGUACAACAGACGCCAUUUGAAUACAGAUUUUCAACAUUAUCAUUCAAAUUCAUUAACUAGCCAAGUAACUUCAAAUCAGAUAGUUAAAACGCCCAACUAUCGAACCUAUUCCACUGUGAAAAAUCCGUAUAAUUAUCAAAACACUAAAUUAGAAUUACCAGAAGACAUGUCAUAUGUGAAUUCUAUUGUAUUGCCUUCUCAUCAACAUAAUCAUUUCAGUCAACAGGUUUUCAAGUCAAAUCUACCGCCUGUAAUAACAAGUAAAAGUAUAAGUAUGUUCAAUAAUGCACCUAUCAGCACUGCAAUGAACGAUAGUACUACAGCAGUGAGGGAUAAUAUUAAAGUUAGUACGAAUAACAAGGAUAAUGAUGAUAGUGUUGAGAAUGAUUCUAAAAAACAAGAAACAGUUUUAUGCCUAAAACGUCUUUUCACCUUUUUAUUAUCACAUGUUGGAUUAGCUGUUCUAGUUGUCGUAUAUACAGUCAUUGGUGGUUCAAUGUUCUAUGCUGUUGAACGUGAUCAUGAAUCACAAGUUAAAAUGAAAAUGUUUGAAACUCGUAAAAAAAUAGUUGAAGAAAUGAUGCUUGAAUGGAGAAAUACACAGCUGGAAUUAUUGGAUACAUUAAUUAAUCAUGUAAAUAUAAUUCAUCAGUUUGAACAAACAAAUUUUGGCAGAAAAUUUAAAAAUCAAACAAAUCUGUAUGAUUCUAUUGAACGUUUAGCUAUAAUAAAUAGUGAAUUUUAUAAGGAGAACAAUAAACGAUUAUUGUCUAGUGAUUUAAAGGAUGAACAGAAACAACAUUUAGCUGGUUUAUCAUGGUAUUUAUCAAGUUUAGGUUGGUCGAAAAGAAUUCUACCGCAAUGGUGGUUUCAUCGAAAUUAUACACAGUUUACGCCUUUACAAAAUCUUAAUAAUACAGCUACUGCUGAUAUUAUAAACGAAUUACACGGUGUAAUGACAAACAACUCGACGAAUCAACCGUUAAAGGGUAUAGAUGUCACACCAACUGACAGUGUUACUAAUCGUAACGAUCAUGCACUACAUAAGUCAUAUAUGUUGAAGACACAGGUCUUAACAACAGCAACAGCAACAACACCGACGAUGACGACAACUGCCCCCAGAACAACCUCUCCUGAUAGUGAUGAAAUAGACACAAAAUUUGAAAACAAUAAUAAAACAAAUCAAAGCUUACAUCUAAAUUAUUUUUCAACAGAGUUAGUUAACUCUUUACCAAAACAUUUGAUACUAGUUGCAAAAUUAGAUGAUAUCCUACCUACAAUUAUUAAUCAAAGUAGAAUUCUAGAAAAUGCUUUACAGAAAAAGCUAACAGAAUAUGUUGAACAGAUUGUUAUUGCUAUAAAAGAUGAAGGAUGGAAUGGAUCAGAGCAUACAGAUGAUUUCAACUGGACAUUUGAAGGUAGUAUAUUAUUCGCUGUCACUAUUAUUACUACUAUAGGCUAUGGACAUGUGACACCGCAUACACAAUUAGGUAAAUUUCUUACAAUGAUGUAUGCCUUAUUCGGCAUACCAUUAUUCUUUUGUUAUCUGUCAAACAGUGGAAAUUACAUGGCAUCAUUAUUUCAAGUCUUCUACAUACGUAUAUGUCAACCAGCAUUUGUACAAUUUAAGAAAUGCCUUAAAAGGUGUUGCAAUCAACUGAACAACAGAAAGGUUACACAAGAAUCAAUCUCAAAAGUAUCAAAAAAUAAUGAAAUUCUUGUCUGUCAGAGUAGUUCCCCAUCAUCAUUUGCGCCAAGAUAUAAAAGGUAUAAAAGAAACCUGCCUAAUACUACUACUUAUUCUUCUUCGAAUAGUAAUAGUAGUAGUAUCUCUCCAACUAACAAGCAUUUACUACCUAAUCAAUAUCUCAAUAAUGGUAUACCUAAUCGUAAUCUAAGCGAGAAUUUAAACUGUAACAAUAUGAAUCGACAAAAUACUCCAUGGACUUAUAAACACUCACAGACUGCAUCCUACAGACCGGAGUAUUUAUUGGAUCAUGUGAUGACAUCUACAUCGUCUUAUUCAAGCGCUCAAAACUAUCCAUCUCAAAUGUUCGACUUGCAUAAUAUGUACACAGUCAAUCCAUAUAUCAAACAACAUACACCAUUGGAAACUUAUGAAUUGUCAAGUUAUAAUUCCACUGCAUCGCAUUCAAUGCAUGAACAGUCAUCCAGUGAAUUAAUCAAUCAUCCUAACAGUAAUAUCAACUCUACCAGGGAAUUACCAACAUCAAUGACUUUUGCAAAAACAAGUCAACAAUUUAAACAAAAAAAUAAUUUAGAAUUGCCUAAUUCAUCAAUGAAUGAAUCAAUUAAAUCAUCAGAUGAACCAGUUACAACAACAGUUCCAUUAACACUGACUAUUCUAAUGAUGACAGUUUAUAUUUUAUUAGGUGCAACUGUAUUUUGUUUAUGGGAGUCAACAGAUUAUUUGAAAUGGUCAUAUUUUUGUUUUGUAACAUUGUCAACUAUUGGAUUUGGAGAUAUUGUACCAGGUACCAAAAUUGAUUCACAGAAUCCAAAAGAGAAAAUGAUCGCUUUAGCCUUGUAUGUCGCGCUUGGUUUAUCAUUAUUUGCAAUGUGUUUCAAUCUGAUGGAAGAAGAGGUGACAGCUAAACUGAAAAGAAUAGGACAUCGUAUCGGUGUAACUCAACCGACAAAGAAGAAAUCAAAAGCCUAA
Trichobilharzia szidati is the source of this 2770-nucleotide messenger RNA. NCBI's taxonomy places the organism in Eukaryota, Metazoa, Platyhelminthes, Trematoda, Strigeidida, Schistosomatidae. The record is from the annotation of a GenBank genome assembly.